CGGAACCAACUUGGGCUUUCCGCUUACGCCGCCAGUCACAAUCCAAGCGGUAGUCAUCAACCGCCGCCGACAUUUCAAGCAGCAACCACUCCAUCUCACUAAUAUCAACAAUGUUUGCCCGCGCCGGUCUCCGCACGCUCCGCGCCCUCCCCCGGCCCCAGGUCGCCCGCGCCUCGGGCAUGCUCGCGCAGCGCCGCCUCCUCUCGGACGAGGCACGGAAGCUCAUCGACGGGGCCGUCACUGAGAACCCCUUGGUCGUGUUCAUGAAGGGCACGCCCGAGCAGCCGCAGUGCGGCUUCUCGCGCGCCGUCGUCCAGAUCCUCGAGGUGCAGGGCGUUCCCCGCGAGAAGAUCGUCUCGUUCAACUGCCUUGCGGACCAGGAGCUCCGUGAGGGCAUCAAGGAGUACAGCGAGUGGCCCACCAUCCCCCAGGUGUACGUCAAGGGCGAGUUUGUCGGCGGCUGCGACAUUAUGAUCUCGAUGCACCAGUCGGGCGAGCUCGAGAAGCUCCUCGUCAAGGAGGGCCUCGUCGAGGAGCUCCCCCCUCUCGAGGAGGAGUCCAAGUAAAUCAAAAAGUCUGUACCACCUUGUACACUGAUGCAUUUGUCACCGGC
Vanrija pseudolonga is the source of this 613-nucleotide messenger RNA. It is a transcript of the gene grx5, whose product is annotated as Monothiol glutaredoxin-5. The transcript is spliced from 6 exons. Gene Ontology annotation, cellular component: mitochondrial matrix. NCBI's taxonomy places the organism in Eukaryota, Fungi, Basidiomycota, Tremellomycetes, Trichosporonales, Trichosporonaceae. The record is from RefSeq and is a predicted model, not a curated record. Bases 111 to 566 code for a protein of 151 amino acids.